Molecule: messenger RNA, 942 nt
Organism: Vombatus ursinus (common wombat)
Lineage: Eukaryota; Metazoa; Chordata; Mammalia; Diprotodontia; Vombatidae
Product: olfactory receptor 56A4-like
Exons: 2
Coding region: 1-942 (313 amino acids)
Biological process (GO): G protein-coupled receptor signaling pathway
Cellular component (GO): membrane
Molecular function (GO): G protein-coupled receptor activity; olfactory receptor activity
Source: RefSeq, a predicted model, not a curated record
AUGGCACUGUCACCCAACUCCUCAACCCAGGUGACUGAGUUCCUGAUGCUCUGUCUCCCUGGGAUGCAGGAUGUGCAGCACUGGCUGUCUGUACCUUUGACCCCACUGCUGGUGCUGGCCUUGGGAGCCAAUAUGGUGCUGUUGCUGACUAUCCAUCAAGAGGCUUCUCUGCAUAAACCAAUGUACUACCUGCUGGUCAUUCUGUCCCUGCUAGAUAUCAUACUCUGCCUCACUGUCGUCCCCAAGGUCCUACUUAUCUUCUGGUUCAACAUGAAGCCCAUUAGCUUCACAGGCUGUUUCCUACAAAUGUUCAUGAUGAAUACCUUUCUACCCAUGGAAUCUUCUACCCUAGUUGUCAUGGCAUAUGACCGCUAUGUUGCUAUUUGUCAACCUCUGCACUACCCAUCCAUCAUCACUGAGCAGUUUGUGGUCAAAGCUGCCAUAUUUAUCAUCUUAAGAAAUUUAUUGGUUACACUGCCCACCCCAAUCCUAGCUGCCCAGCAGGACUACUGUGCAGGGAAUGUAAUAGAAAAUUGCAUUUGUGCCAACAUCUCUGUUGUUCUACUGUCUUGUGGGGAUAUCCAUCUUAACAAACUCUACCAGUUUGUGAGCGUCUGGUGCCUGAUGGGCUCUGACCUGGUGCUAACUCUCUUCUCUUACUGCUUCAUCCUGAAGGCUGUACUGAAGUUACAAUCUGUGGCAGUGGCCACAAAGGCCCUGAGCACUUGUGGCUCCCACUUCAUCCUUAUCUUCUUCUUCUACACAUUGCUUGUGGUUCUGGUCAUUGCUAAUGUGGCCAGAAAGCAAAUCCCUCUAGAUGUCCCCAUCUUUCUCAAUGUUCUGCACCACCUCAUCCCACCAGCCAUCAACCCCAUUGUCUAUGGAGUUCGAACUCAGGAAAUCAAGCAUGGUAUUUUGAAAUUAUUGAAAGUUAAGAAGUGA